CCGCCCCCCCGCUUGCCCCAAGCAGCAAGAAGGCGAAAGAAGGAAAGGAAUCAUUUUUAAAAAAAAAAAUUGGGGGCAAAAGGGUGGGGGGUGGAAAGGCUGGUUGCUGCAACGAAGCGGCACAAACCACCAUGCAGCUUGUGUUAUGGGCAGUGGGAUUAAGCACGCUAUUCCUGCAAGACUUCUUGAACGUAGCCGGUGCAGCAGCAGCAGCAGCAAGAAAGCAGGGCUUGCAUCAGAGACAAGCUAAACUGCUCGAGACGCUGAGUGAGUACGAGAUAGUGACUCCAAUCCGGGUGAAUGAGUUUGGAAAACCCUUUCCUGCCAAGGUCCACUUUCAAAGGAAGAAGCGAAGCCUUCAUUUGGACAUUGAGCCCUGGGGCCCGGAUGCUACCUCCUCCUCCUCCUCCUCCUCUUCCUCUUCCUCUACCACCAGUACCACCCAAGCGCACUACAAGCUCACAGCCUUUGGGCAGCACUUUGUUUUCAACCUUACAGCCCAUUCGGGAUUUAUUGCCCCUCUUUUCACGGUCAGCUUCCUUGGAGAACCUGAGGGUAACCAAACAAACUUUUACACUGAGGAGGAUAAUGAUAUUAAGCACUGUUUUUAUAAAGGACAUGUCAAUACGGAGCCCCAACACACUGCAGUCAUCAGCCUCUGCUCUGGGAUGCUAGGCACAUUCAGGUCUCACGAUGGGGAGUAUUUUGUAGAGCCACUGAUCUCACCUGACCAGCAAGAGUACGAAGAAGAGCAUAAAAAGCCGCAUGUGGUCUACAGACACAGUGUACCUCCAACAUUCUCGCCAAGGGACAAGCAGACAUGUGACACUUCAGGGCACGCAAAAAAUCACAGAAACUUUAAGAGGAGAAGCAAGACAAGACAAUGGCCCCUAAAUAGCAUAUUAUCUGAUGUAGAGGCACUGAAACAGAGCUUAGCCCCAGAGCAAUUUCCUGCAUCCAAUAAAAACAAGACUGGCAAUGUACGAGGGAAAAACUCUCGCCGGAGAACCAAGCGAUUUCUCUCCUAUCCUCGAUAUGUGGAAGUUAUGGUGGUGGCAGACAGCCGAAUGGUUGCUUACCAUGGAGCAAACUUGCAGCACUACAUUUUGACGUUAAUGUCCAUAGUAGCAUCUAUAUAUAAAGACCCAAGCAUUGGAAAUUUAAUUAAUAUUGUUAUUGUGAAAUUAGCCGUCAUACAUAAUGAACAGGAUGGCCCUUCCAUUUCUUACAAUGCUCAGACAACACUAAAAAACUUUUGCCAAUGGCAGCAAACCCAAAACCACCCUAACGAAGAACACCCCGACAAGCAUGAUACUGCUGUAUUGGUGACAAGACAGGAUAUAUGUAGAGCUCACGACAAAUGUGAUACUUUAGGUCUGGCUGAAUUGGGUACAGUCUGUGAUCCAUACCGGAGCUGUUCAAUUAGUGAAGACAAUGGACUAAGUACUGCUUUUACGAUUGCACAUGAACUUGGCCAUGUAUUUAACAUGCCUCAUGAUGACAACAAUAAGUGUAAAGAAGAUGGAGGAAAAAACCAGCAGCAUGUUAUGGCUCCUACCCUGAACUACAACACUAACCCUUGGAUGUGGUCAAAAUGUAGCCGGAAAUACAUCACAGAAUUUCUAGACACUGGUUAUGGGGAGUGUUUGCUUGACGAACCUUCAUCAAGAAUGUACACUUUGCCUCGACAACUUCCAGGAUACAUGUAUGAUGUCAAUAAGCAGUGCGAAUUAAUUUUUGGGCCUGGAGCUAAAGUUUGCCCUUAUAUGCAGAAACAGUGCAGAAGACUCUGGUGCAUCAAUGCUGAUGGAACACAUAAAGGAUGUCGCACUCAACACACACCAUGGGCUGAUGGGACAGAAUGUGACCAAGGAAAGCACUGCAAGUAUGGCCACUGUGUUCCCAGAGAGCGAGAAAUACCUGUGACAGAUGGGGCAUGGGGCACAUGGAGUCCCUUUGGAGCUUGCUCACGAACAUGUGGUGGGGGAAUUAAAAAUGCUGUGCGAGAAUGCAACAGGCCUGAACCCAAAAAUGGUGGAAAAUAUUGUGUGGGGCGCAGAAUGAAAUUUAAAUCCUGCAACACUGAACCAUGUUCUAAGCAAAAGAAAGAUUUCCGCGAUGAACAAUGUGCUGUCUUUGAUGGGAAGCAUUUUAACAUUAACGGUCUACCUCCGAACGUGCGCUGGGUCCCAAAAUAUAGUGGAAUUUUAAUGAAAGAUAGGUGCAAACUCUUCUGCAGAGUGGCGGGAAACACGGCCUAUUAUCAGCUCAGGGACAGGGUUAUUGAUGGCACCCCUUGUGGCCCAGACACAAAUGACAUCUGUGUUCAAGGACUUUGUCGGCAAGCUGGAUGUGAUCAUGUGCUCAAUUCCAAGGCCAGAAGAGAUAAAUGCGGGGUGUGUGGUGGCGAUAAUUCGUCAUGCAAAACUGUUGCAGGGACAUUCAAUACAGUGCACUAUGGUUAUAACACUGUGAUACGCAUACCAGCUGGUGCUACAAAUAUUGACGUACGGCAGCAUAGUCACUCAGGGAAACCAGAAGAUGAUAACUACCUUGCAUUGUCAAGUAACGAAGGCUUCAUAUUAAAUGGAGAUUAUGUUGUCAGCAUGUUUAAGAAGGAAAUCAAAGUUGGAAAUGCUGUGAUAGAAUACAGUGGCUCGGACACAGCUAUUGAACGAAUCAACUCUACAUACCGCAUUGAUCAAGAAAUAGUUCUUCAGGUUUUAUCAGUGGGUAAUUUAUAUAACCCUGAUGUUCGAUACACAUUCAAUAUCCCCAUUGAAGAUAAACCUCAGCAGUUUUAUUGGAAUAUCUAUGGCCCUUGGCAACCCUGCAGUAAACUGUGCCAAGGGGAGAGAAAAAGGAAGCUUAUUUGCACCCGAGAAUCUGACCAGCUCAUGGUGUCUGACCAAAGAUGUGAUCGACUUCCCCAACCUGAUCCAGUAACUGAGUUGUGUAAUACAAACUGUGAAUUAAGGUGGCAUAUUGCCAGGAAGAGCGAGUGCACUGCGCAGUGUGGAUUGGGGUACCAGACUUUGGAGAUUUCCUGCACCAAGUACAGCAAGUUAGAAGGAAAAAUUGAGAAGUAUGAUGACCGAUACUGUAGUGGCAUCCCCAAACCAAACUCUAGGGAAAAAUGUUCGGCAGAUUGUAACACUGGAGGAUGGCGCUAUUCAACCUGGACAGAAUGCUCUAAGAGUUGUGGUGGCGGCACAAAGAGGCGGCGAGCUGUCUGUAUGAACACCUUCAAUGAUGUCCUGGAGGACAGUAAAUGCAGCCAGCAGGAGAAAGUGACGGUGCAGCGAUGCAAUGAACUGUCUUGUCCACAAUGGAAAACAGGCGAUUGGUCAGAAUGCUUGGUAACCUGUGGGAAAGGGCACAAGCACCGGCAGAUCUGGUGCCAGUUUGGAGGAGACCGGUUAAACGACAGACUUUGUAAUCCUGAGACUAAACCAGAUUCUGUGCAAGGUUGUCAGCAGCAAGAAUGUGCAGCGUGGCAAGUAGGACCAUGGGGCCAGUGCACUGCAACAUGUGGGCAGGGCUAUCAGAUGAGAGCAGUGAAAUGUGUUGUUGGCGCAUAUGUGUCUGUGGUCGAUGAUAACGAAUGCAAUGCUGCUACCAAACCGACGGCUACGCAGGACUGUGAAACAGCACUGUGCCAUCUUCACCCAAGCAGCCCAGAAACAAAGCAAAACAGCCAGAGAACCCAGUGGAGAUUUGGAUCCUGGACCCCUUGUUCAACUACGUGCGGGAAAGGCACCAGGAUGAGGUACGUCAGCUGUCGUGACGAUCAGGGCUCUGUGGCUGACGAGGCCGCCUGCUUUCACCUUCCAAAGCCAUCGGCGACAGAAGUGUGUACUGUAACGUCAUGCGGACAGUGGAAGGCUGUGGAAUGGAGCAUGUGCUCUGUAACUUGUGGGCAAGGUAAGGUGACCCGCCAAGUAGUCUGCAUUGAUUACAGUGACCAGAUGGUUGAUAGGAGCGAGUGUGAUGUGGAGGAUAUCCCUGCGACGGAGCAAGAUUGUUCUAUGCCAUCAUGCCAGCAGAUCAACCCUGAGUAUAACAGGCCAAUCCAUCCCUUCCCUUACCCGGACUACCGUCAAAAGAACAACCAGGGUGGAAACCCAAACAGAAACCAAGGUCGUGGACAUGUACAUGGAGGCAACCAGUGGAGAACUGGUCCAUGGGGAGCAUGUUCCAGUACAUGUGCUGGUGGGUUCCAACGGCGGGUUGUGGUAUGCCAGGAUGAAAAUGGAUACACUGCCAGUAAUUGUGAUGUAAGAACAAAACCAGAUGAGCAAAGAUCAUGUGAAUCGGGGCCCUGCCCUCAGUGGGCCUAUGGCAGCUGGGGUGAGUGUACAAAGCCAUGUGGUGGAGGAACCAGAACAAGACUGGUUGUGUGCCAACAUCCCAAUGGAGAGAGAUUUACUGAUCUGAGCUGUGAAAUCCUUGACAAGCCACCAGACCGUGAGCAGUGCACUAUGCAGGACUGCCCUCAAGAUGUUGCCUGGAAUACUGGCCAUUGGAGCUCGUGUUCUGUCUCUUGUGGACGAGGGCAGAAGUACCGAGAAGUUUAUUGCUUGUCGAAGGAUGGCAAACAUUUAGAAAACAAUCUUUGUAAACAGCUGGCUAAACCGAAUGUGCAAAGAAAGUGUAGAGGUGGCAGGUGCCCAAAGUGGAAAGCAGGAGACUGGGGACAGUGUUCUGUGUCCUGUGGGAGAGGAGUUCAGCAGAGAAGUGUCUUCUGCCAUCUUGGAACUCACAAAACCACUAGAGAGAUUGAAUGCAAUCAGUCUACCAGACCAGCUUCGGAGCAGGAAUGCCAAAUGCCUGAAUGUACUAUCUACAACUGGGAAACAGAGAAUUGGCAAGAUUGCAGCAAAACAUGUGGCGAAGGGUCCAGAUACCGCAAAGUGAUCUGCAUGGACCAAAACAUGCAAGAAGCUGAUAACCUUCACUGUGAUCCAAGCAAGAGGCCGCUCGAUGUUGAGACCUGCAACUUGCCACCAUGUGAAUAUAUUUGGAUUACAGGGGAUUGGUCAGAGUGCUCCGUGACAUGUGGAAAAGGCUACAAGCAAAGGCUGGUCUCCUGCAGUGAAAUUUACACAGGGAAGGAUCAUUAUGAGUAUGGCUAUCAGAACACAGUCAACUGUCCAGGCACACAGCCACCAAAUGUGCAGUCAUGCUAUCUAGGCGAGUGCCCAGUUUUGGCAUCGUGGAGAGUUGGAAAUUGGGGAAGUUGUUCAGUGAGUUGUGGAAUUGGGAUAAUGCACCGGUCAGUCCAGUGCCUUACAAACAGUGACCAAGCAAGCACCUUGUGCCUUGAUGAUUUGAAACCUGAAGAAAGAAGGACAUGCCACAAUAUUCAUGACUGUGAAUUACCAACAAGCUGCAAAGACGUAAAAAGGCUCAAAGUCAUCAUUGAAGAUGGAGAAUAUUACCUGAAGGUUAAAGGAAGGCUCUUAAAGAUAUAUUGUGCUGGCAUGGAAUCUGACAGACCAAAAGAAUACGUGACUCUGGUAAACGGCGAUGCAGAGAAUUUCUCAGAAGUGUACAGCUAUAGAUUACAUAACCCGACCGAAUGUCCAUACAAUGGAAGCAGAAGAGAAGAUUGCCAAUGUAGGAAAGAUUACACAGCAGCUGGGUUUUCCUCCUUCAGCAAAGUAAGGCUGGACCUGAACGCUAUGCAAAUAAUAACAACUGAUUUACAGUUUGCACAGACACUUGAUGGACGGCCUGUUCCUUUUGCCACUGCUGGGGAUUGCUACAGUGCAGCCAAGUGCCCACAGGGUCGCUUUAGCAUCAACCUCUCUGGAACUGGCCUGUUGGUAACGCAAACAUCAAAAUGGCUUUCCCAAGGGAAUUACGCUGUUUCCGAAAUUAUAAAAUCGCCAGAUGGUACCAAAGUAAGAGGGAAAUGUGGUGGUUACUGUGGAAAAUGUACUCCAUCAUCGGGAACUGGCCUCGACGUCCAAGUGUUGUAGCAAUGGAUUUCUGAAUGCCGGGAGCUGAAGCAAGCUGUAUGAAGGAUGAUGAAGCAAUACCUCUGCCUUCCACUUUUGUACUUCUUCCUGUGUGUAUCUAAGUGUGCAUGUGUGUAUGUGUGUGCGUGU
Molecule: messenger RNA, 6113 nt
Organism: Elgaria multicarinata webbii
Lineage: Eukaryota; Metazoa; Chordata; Lepidosauria; Squamata; Anguidae
Gene: ADAMTS9
Product: ADAM metallopeptidase with thrombospondin type 1 motif 9
Exons: 40
Coding region: 132-5984 (1950 amino acids)
Biological process (GO): proteolysis; extracellular matrix organization
Cellular component (GO): extracellular matrix
Molecular function (GO): zinc ion binding; metalloendopeptidase activity
Source: RefSeq, a predicted model, not a curated record